Molecule: messenger RNA, 234 nt
Organism: Cantharellus anzutake
Lineage: Eukaryota; Fungi; Basidiomycota; Agaricomycetes; Cantharellales; Hydnaceae
Exons: 1
Source: RefSeq, a predicted model, not a curated record
CCUGACUAUAUGUUCUGUCUGGAAGGUCAUCAUUGUCAAAUUCUCAGGCUAUUCACCCACCACCUAUGCCAACAUCCCUUCUUCCCAACACCUUCUGGCUCAUCCCAGACCAAGGAAGAAAUCCACUGUGCCUCUGUACAUCAAAUGUAUACAUUCUGCCAUGAGUGUGGCCUCACAGAAGUAUGGGCUUAUCUAUGGAGUUCUUGGUACUCUUGCUGGGAUCUUUGGUGUAAG